Messenger RNA from Opisthorchis viverrini, 3345 nucleotides. RefSeq lists its product as hypothetical. The coding region runs from base 177 to 2477 and encodes 766 amino acids. Gene Ontology annotation, molecular function: G protein-coupled acetylcholine receptor activity. The record is from RefSeq and is a predicted model, not a curated record. Gene Ontology annotation, cellular component: plasma membrane. NCBI's taxonomy places the organism in Eukaryota, Metazoa, Platyhelminthes, Trematoda, Opisthorchiida, Opisthorchiidae. The transcript is spliced from 3 exons. Gene Ontology annotation, biological process: adenylate cyclase-activating adrenergic receptor signaling pathway.
UCUCACCAACAUUACAAUGAAAACUUCAUUACCCCAAUGCACCAACGUCACAAGUUCUUCGCGGGACCAUAAUAUUAUUCGUCAUGUGAUUGCAUUUUAAUCCGUCAUCUCCUAGUCCGGUUAGACAAACUUAUGCUAUCGAGGGAAAUGUGAUCAUUUUUGUAGGAUAAAUCGAUAUGAACCAAACAGAGCAGGUGGUGUCUCUGCGUGAAAACGUUCUCACUGGUUUAACGCUUUCUGUGAUCGUCACUGGGACGGUAAUCGGCAACCUUCUUGUUGUUUUAGCCGUUGCCUUGGUCCGGAAAUUGCAAACUCCAAGCAACUUUCUGAUUGUUUCGUUGGCUGUGAGUGAUUUAUUGGUAGGCCUGAUUGUGAUGCCUAUCACGAUCAUUCAUGACAUUAACCGACAGUGGCCGUUUAACGAAGCUCUAUGUGAUACGUACAUCGCGUUUGACGUGCUUCUGUGUACAGCCUCUAUUCUUAAUCUUUGUGCCAUUUCGGUGGACCGAUACCUGGCCAUUACCAAGCCACUCCGAUAUGCUGCAAAACGCACACCGAAGAGGAUGUUUCUGAUGAUUGCUGGUGUCUGGUUGGCUUCGGCGUUAAUUAGCAUCCCACCGAUUUUCGGAUUCAAAGAAAAGUGGAUACCUUACACUUGUGGAUACAGUGAGAACGUGUAUUAUCAAAUCUACGCAACAGGCGGUGCAUUUUAUAUUCCGCUUAUUGUGAUGCUUGUAUUGUAUGGACGUAUUUUUAUCCUCGCAAGACGAAUGGCUAAAGAGGAUGCCAAACAGCAGCGAAUCAGUGAGUCGGUCGCUGGAUCAAAACCAAACCAGGAGAUAGAUAAUUGUCAUUGUGACCAGCAAAUUUCAGUGGACCAACACAAUCCUUUGGUGAGUAAGCAUCCAGCCUCAGCUGCCCACGACUACGAAGGAAAUGUUGGUAGUGCGUUAGUGCACGCAUCCUCGGCACUAAAUGGAGUGACACGGAAGCAAGCACCAAAGAAUUCAAAGCGUAAUUCGCCUAAUGAUGAACGCUACCCCCUUCCACCUUCUGAAGCCUGUAGACGAAGACAACCGCGCCUCUUACGUAAAGAAUCAUAUCAUCAGUCAUCCCUCGUCAUCCCAAAUGAAACGAAAUGCUUACCUUCAGAAGAAAAGUCUUUCGCAAGCGAGUUUGAGGAGCGUGUUCGAAUGCUCCGACAACUUAGGACAGAGUUCUUUGCAGCACCACCAUCCAGACACUGCAGUUCGUUGGUUCUUGGUAUACGAAGGACCGACGGGGAUAAGACGGAAAUAACUCGUCUGAAUGUCGCAGACAAUAGCGUAAACACCUACACAACUCCGCAGAUACAUCAUCGAAGUUCAUUUAAUCCACCCUUGCAUCAAAGCCAGUCAAUGAGAGAACCCAGCUAUACGCACAAUGAAAUAACAUGUAAAACAUCAAUCAAUUUACCACGGCGUUCAAUGCCUCCACCCCCACUCUUAUCCAUAUCUUGUUGUCCUGAUGAAUCCAAUUUACCUCCCAGUCAAUCACCAGGAUCAGAUGCAUUUACUACGUUCACAGUUUUGGAACCCGAUAGGGAACGCGUAAGUCGUACACCAUCGCUUACCACUGCUCAGAUGAGUUAUUUCCCCACGCACACAUUACGCCCCCGACCACGACCGCUCUACGGUGUGCGAAGAUCUCUGGCUAAUGCAGCUGACUACCCAUCAAGAGAUUCUCAAUCUAGGUGUGGUUCACUUGGUAUACCGAGAAACUUAACUGAUAGGCGACUGAGCUCCCCUCAAACCACUGGACACCCAUUAUGGGGAAUUCGUCGUCCCGACUCCAACCACUCGUUCAUCGGUCGUUCGGCCAGUCGACUUUUCCAUCUAGCGUCUGAUAACCCGUCUGGAAAUCCACGAAGUCGCAGCGGAAGUUGGUGUAGUGGACGCGCUAAUUUACGAAAGAAGAAGUUUCGCGGGCACAGUGAGACCAAAGCUAUCCGAACACUGGGUGUAAUCAUGGGAUGUUUCUGUUUGUGUUGGCUACCAUUCUUCAUAAUUGCGCUUGCCAAUCCUCUGACCAAAAUGAUGAACUAUGGUGUACUCACAAGUGCGGCCGUGAGCAACGUAUUUUUGUGGCUUGGUUACGUGAAUUCUACGCUCAAUCCAAUCAUUUAUGCGAUUUUCAACCAAGAAUUUCGAAUACCAUUCAAGCACUUGCUUCUCUGCCACUGCCGAGGAAUUAAUGCACGAUUGCGUUCGCAGCGUUACGCAAUCGAGUUUGGAUUAGGAGCUUCUACUGCCAGCUGCUUGCCACCACAACAUCCUGGAGUUGGCGAGAACAAUGGAUUUCCGGUCAGUACUGUGGCAACAAAGCUUCCUCGCUCCAAUAGCUCUGUUGGAGCCCGGAGACCAACGGUAGAUACUGCAAGCAAUUACGCUCAAAUCGAUCCAAAGUCUAGCCCGUACAUACUUCAGUUGCCCGACUGAUUUCAUUUAAGCCCGGUAAACACCAGAGGUGUAUUGCACAUUUUUGCUACGAGUAAAAGCGUCCAAUAUGUUUACUUGAAGUUAUUUUUCGUUCAGAUUUACCGGUUUUUCCCAUAAGUCAGUGCUACGUUAUAUCCACUCAUGGCGAACAGUUGACUUACCUGUAUCAUUUCGAUUUCGGUCCGGAAAAGGCACGAAAGUGAGUUUUCAAAUAUACUGUCAAAUAUACACCGGUCAGUUAUUCAAAGCUGUAUAACGUAUACUGCGAAAAGUUAAACGGACAUCUUUGUGUGCAAAUACACGUUUUACAGAUACCGCUUUUCUUCAAGAUUUCUCUAUCUGCUAUUAUCAAGUUAUAUUCGCUCUUUUGAGGAAACUGUUUAUUAUCCCCCUUUUUCAGACAAGUUCAAGGAUCUCUGUUGUGCAGUAAUCAUUCGCGCGUUCAGUUGCAUUUAUGAACACAUUCGAAACAAUAUCUUGCCAAUACAGUGCAAAUAAUUCUGCUUUUUUCUUCUCAAGCUGACUGCAGCAGCAGGCAGUGUUACCAGUGCUGCAUCCAUGUUUAAUCAAAAUUUGCGUGACACGGAAGUAGUGGUACUGCUCCCUCUGCAGCCUGCUUUAAUCAAUGACCAUUAACGUGUACCACAGGAAACCAAAAACAUUAUGCUUUCAGCUAAAUGACCGACCAACACAGAGUACCGCAGUUUGAAAAAACCAUUUGGGUCUGAACUUCCGUCUCUCACUGCGGGCGUCGCAUGUGUCUGUGGAGCUAAAAUGUUGUACUUUUGCAUGAUUCUAUUCAGCCUGGCUUUUUUCGGUCAAACUGUUUGGAAAAAUUAUCACUGCACCCAAUGAGAUAUGGUUUGUU